CGCUUAUCAAUUAGCGAAUACUUUUGGAUAUCAUACUUAAAUAGCAAGAAAGAAUGUUCAAAUGGAAGUGAAGCUUCGGAGAUCCGUUUUACACAAUGUUCAAUGCGCAAUACUUUCGGAUUACGCUUCCUUUAUUUAUUCUUUAAUAUACCUUUUUUGUAUCUGCAGCGAGAAACGCUUAUUGGUCAAUUAAAGACUAAUCGACGGGAUAUCGAGUUAAGUUUCGAUGAACUGGAUAUGUAUGAGGAAACACAGGAUGCCAACUAUGACAAAUUUAUGGAAAGUAUAGCAACACGUCGACGUCUUGCCGCUGAAAAAGUUGCUCCCAUACCAGUAUCUGAUGGAGCAAAGAGCGGAUUAGCAUUUGGUGAAGGACGACCAAUACCAUUUGGUCCGAAUUGUCAUUCUCCGGCUUGCCUACCAUCUAAUGUCACUACGCCUUCACCAAACGUUGCAUCUCCCUCCUCCAUCAGAAGUCAUUCAGCAAAUUCAAUAAAUCAUUCGGAUGCUUCGGUCACCUUACCACCCUUACAAGCAGAUAACAGUGAGUGGAUAAUAAACAAAAGCGCAUCUAUAAACGACACCUUAUCGAAUCACAUGGGUAAUAGCGAUGAAGAAGUGAAUAAUAUGGUGACUACGUACGAAGAAGAUGUACCAUCUGAGGACGAAUCGGAAAUUGGGAAAAUGAGCAUAGCACGAAAACGAACGAUGACAUUGAACAGUUCUGGCUUACAGUCACCCGACAAACUGAGACAUGAACCACAGACACCGAUGGCAUACAAAUUACCGAUUGGUAAUUCAGCAGAUAGCAUAGCUGAAAGCGUUCAAAAGGAAGUCUCCGACAAUAAAAUGUAUCCGGAAUCUUCGAAUGAUGAUUUAGAUGCUUGGCUUAACGAUGCCGAUGAUAUGAAGGAUAAUACAGAAAUAAUAUAUAGAGAGCCAGAUGAAUCAGGCCCAAAUCCUUUGGUUGCUUCUAUACCUGCUGAUUCAGAAAGUGAAGACGAGAUUGGGCGUCAUCCUAUUAUCUCUACCAGAACUGAUGAGCCCUGUACGGGAAAAGAUGAUACAAAUGAAUCGAAAGCAAGAAUUGUUAAUAGGACUAUCGAUAUGAAGCCAAAAUCAAAAACGAAAUCCUCUUCAACGAAAAAGCCGUCAAGCAGAAAGAGCGAUAAAGUUACCUCUAACAAAGGUAAAUUCGACAAAGGAAGUGUUCGUAAAGGUACCGAAAUGUUGAGUGCCAGAGAUUUUUUGGAUGGAGAGCCUAAUGUGGAUCCGAACAGUUAUGAUCCAUUAUAAUCCUCAUAUAAAUAAUAGUGGAUCGAAAAAUAUUGAACCUCACUUCUUGCUAACGAUCUUUCAUCACUAUUGUAAUAAUUUAAUUUUUGCAAAUUUCCAGUCCUCUCGCCGUUGAUAUCAAUUGCUGUAAUUAAUAACAAACUAUCCGUAAAACAUAUAACGGGUUGUAAAUCACGUGAAAGAUCCACGGAAGUAUCAAUCCAAAGUAUUAAUUCGGAUCGCUAAGCUUAGUCAUUCAGUAGCAUCUAUUAAUAGUGUCUUAUCAGCUUAUUUGAAGCUUCCAAGAAUGUACCCUAUUG
This is a messenger RNA of Loa loa (African eye worm), 1595 nucleotides long. RefSeq lists its product as hypothetical. NCBI's taxonomy places the organism in Eukaryota, Metazoa, Nematoda, Chromadorea, Rhabditida, Onchocercidae. The record is from RefSeq and is a predicted model, not a curated record. Gene Ontology annotation, cellular component: cytosol; nucleus. Bases 103 to 1296 code for a protein of 397 amino acids. The transcript has 9 exons. Gene Ontology annotation, molecular function: GTP binding.